This is a messenger RNA of Aureococcus anophagefferens, 828 nucleotides long. RefSeq lists its product as hypothetical. The record is from RefSeq and is a predicted model, not a curated record. The transcript has a single exon. Bases 1 to 828 code for a protein of 275 amino acids. Lineage: Eukaryota; Pelagophyceae; Pelagomonadales; Pelagomonadaceae.
AUGGGCAAGGCGGAGCUCGAGCAGCUCGAGACGUGGGCGACGUCGGCCAUCGAGGCGGCGACGGGCAUCGUCGGCGAGCGCGAGAUCGCCCGGCACCUCGCGUCGCAGGCGAGCGCGGACGCGACGCGCAAGGCCUGCUUCGAGCUCCUGGGCCGCGCGCCGGCCGUCGCGGCCUUCGCCGAGGAGCUCGUGGCGCGGCGGGGCUUCGUGCGCGCGCCGGCCGCCGGCGGCGGCGCGCCCGGCGGCGCGUCGCAGCGCGAGAAGCAGCGGCAGCGCGCCGCGCGGCUCAAGCAGGGCGACUCCGAGAAGGCGCCGCUCAACUGCUUGCGCUGCGGCUUCGCCAACGCCGUCGACGUCGCCCGGGCCGCGCCGGACGUGGCGCCCGAGCGCGCCUACGCCGACGCGCACCGGCGCCUCGGCGACCGCGCGGCCGCCUGGGGCCGCUGCGCGUUCUGCGGCGACGACCUCGCGGCCCAGGCCGACCCCGCGCCCUGCGACCGCGCCGAGGCGCUCGCGCGGCGCCUCGUCCAGUACGACCGCGAGAGCGCCCGGCGCACGCACGUCAUCGACGACCAGCAGGACUGGUACGCCGUCGCGACGUCCGCGUUCAGCUCGCCCGAGGAGGCCGCGGCGGCCUGGGACAAGGAGGAGCGGCGCCGCGAGAACGCGCGCAAGUCGACGUUCAAGAUCGACUUCGCCGGGCGGCGCGUCGUCGAGACCGAAUUCGAGGAGGAGGAGGCGCUCUUCCAGGGCCGCGCCGAGCCCCGCGUCGCGGCCGGCGACGCGCCGGACGAGGUCUGCGGCGCGCCGGACGCGGUAAGCGUGUAG